Messenger RNA from Brassica napus (rape), 690 nucleotides. RefSeq lists its product as uncharacterized. The transcript has 3 exons. Lineage: Eukaryota; Viridiplantae; Streptophyta; Magnoliopsida; Brassicales; Brassicaceae. Bases 1 to 690 code for a protein of 229 amino acids. The record is from RefSeq and is a predicted model, not a curated record.
AUGGUAAAGCCUGGAGUUGCAACACCUGCUAAGAUAAGUGAGAGCACAAGAUUUUAUCCCUACUUCAAGGACUGUAUUGAAGCUUUCGGUGGUACACAUAUAUCUGCAAUGAUACCAACUUCUGAUGUUCCAAGCUAUCGUAAUCGCAAAGGAUUUAUAUCACAAAAUGUCUUUGCAGCUUGCAACUUUGAUUUGGAAUUCAUGUAUGUUCUUAGUGGAUGGGAAAGAUCAGCUCAUGAUUCGAAAAUUUUAAGCAAUGCUUUGACAAGACACGGUAGCAGAUUAACCAUUCCAGAAGACUGUGGAUUUGCAAAUCGUCAAAAAUUAUUAGCUCCAUUCAGACGUACUCACUAUCAUUUACAAGAAUUUAAAGGUGAAGGCCGUGAUCCUAAAAAUCAAAACGAGUUGUUCGAUUUUCGGCAUGCAUCUUUGAGAAACGUGAUUGAGCGAAUCUUCGGUAUUUUCAAAUCGCGUUUCUUGAUUUUUAAGUCAGCGCCUCCUUUUCCUUUUACAACACAAGCAGAAUUGGUUUUAGCUUGUGCUGGAUUACAUAACUUUCUACGGAAGCAUUGUCGUUCUGAUGCUUUUCCAGUGGAAGUGAUCCCUCCAAACAAUGAACAAGCAAAUUUUGAAGAAGUUGUACAUGUUGGUGCUCUUGAAUCUCAGCAAAGAGAAUAUGCUAACAACUAG